This is a messenger RNA of Sporisorium graminicola, 393 nucleotides long. RefSeq lists its product as uncharacterized. The record is from RefSeq and is a predicted model, not a curated record. The transcript is spliced from 2 exons. The coding region runs from base 1 to 393 and encodes 130 amino acids. NCBI's taxonomy places the organism in Eukaryota, Fungi, Basidiomycota, Ustilaginomycetes, Ustilaginales, Ustilaginaceae.
AUGCCACCAGCAAAGAAGCUAACGCAGGCGCAAAGGGAGAUCCUGGCCCUGUAUCGAAGGGGUCUGCGUAUGAUCAAGACAAAGGAGCAGGAACACCGCAGAGACUUUACCAUCUACUUGCGCUACUUUUUCAAGCACCCUUCAUGGGGAGGCGGUCUACGUAGAAGAGACUUUUCGCAGAUCGAGUACCUGCAGCGAAAGACAGCAAGGCUGCUCGAAACGACGUUUGAACCCAAGUCGGUCAAGCACAUCAAACUUCCCAAGGACAUCGAGAAAGACAUGCAAGAACUUGGCCAGGCACAUUGGAGGCGGGCAUUUCGGCAUGCUAGCUCAACAGCAGCUUCUUCAUCCACCCCUUCCUCAUCAACAAUACCCUCUUCAGAUUCAAAGUGA